CUCACUAGGAGUAAGUAAGUUGCAGUAAGUAACUGUAAGGGUUGUUCUCAUGAUGCUAUAUCAGAAAUCUGAUAGUUCUGAAGAAAUCAUGAAUAUGAACAUGGAAUAUGAACAGAGGAAGACAUUUCGCAAAGAUCGCUGUAGCAGACAAACUGGCAUGAAUGUGAUUCUGGGAGUCUGCGUGAUUGUUUUCAUGAUGACGUUCGUAAUCUUUUUGCAUCAACAAAGAAAGUUCUCGAUGCUGGAGAGUUGGAUGAACAGUCACAGUUCCAAUCUAACUUCAGUCAAACCUGAUCUUCAGAAAGCAGAAGUGCAAGAAAAGUCCAAAGUUGAGACGUUGAUGACCAAUCUUGCCUCUUCACUGAGUUCAAUCAUGUCCAAACAAGAGGAGAGCCUACAAAAGCUGGAGCGUCAGGAUGCGUCACACACUGAAAUGAAGAAUUUGAUGGUCGGUUUGAGUUCUGCAGUAUCAGCGCUGACAUCCAAACUGAAUGAAGCAGUUGGCAACCAGGACCAGAAACAGACUGAAACUAAAAAAUUACUAGACAGUUUGAGCUCAUCUGUUACUUCUCUACUGUCUGAUCAACAAAACAAGCAGCACAACUUUGAGUCUCUGUCGAGCUCAUUGAGGGAUGUGAAGAGUUCAGUUUCAGAUCUCACAUCUUCUUUCUCAUCUCUUUCUUCUCAACUAUCAGUCACUAUGCAGAAUGUUUCGCAAACUGACGUGAAGAGUUUAAUGAACAGUUUGAGUUCUGCAGUGUCAGCGCUGACGGCACAACUGAAUGAUGCAGUUAAAAAGCAGGACCAGAAACAGAGUGAAACAGAAAGAUCACUGGAAAGUUUGAAGUCGUCUCUACAGACUGAUCAACAAAACAAACAACAUAACUUCGAGUCUCUGUCGAGCUCACUGAGGGACCUGAAGAGUUCAGUUUCAGAUCUAACUUCAUCUGUCGCAUCUCUUUCUUCUCAACUAUCAGUCAUGCUACAGCAGGAUGUGAAAAGCUUGAUGAACAGUUUGAAUUUUACAGUAUCAGCAUUGACAUCUACACUAAAUGAUGCAGUUAAAAAGCAGGACCAGAAACAGACGGAAACAGAAAGAUCUCUGGACACUUUGAAGUCGUCUGUACAGUCUGAUCAACAAAACAAACAACGUGACUUGGAAUCUCUGAAGAGCUCAAUAAGUGACCUGAAGAGUUCAGUGUCAGAUCUCACUUCAUCUGUCGCUUCUCUUUCCUCAAAACAGCAAACCUCUGAGGAAAGAGUCAUGAACGCUCUGAAGGAGAUGAUAACUAAUAUGUGCACCAAAACAACAGACGUCUCUGUGGCCAAAUGUAAACCUGGCUGGAUCUUGUACAAAAGCAGCUGUUUCUUGUUCUCUAGUGAUGAACUCAACUGGACUGAGGCACGAGAUUACUGCAAAGCGCAGGAUGCGUUACUCCUGAAAAUACAAGAGGAUGACAAGGAGUGGGCCUUUCUGAACAAUCAUACCAUACCCACAUCCUACUGGGUGGGUCUAACGGAUCAGACCACUGGCCAGUGGAGAUGGGUGGAUGAUACUCCUUACAUCAUGAAUAAAGAACGCUGGAACCCUGGUCAGCCGGAUGACUGGAAAGCACACGGUCUGGGAGAGGAAGGAGAGGACUGUGCACAGAUAACCUACAGUGGGAAACUGAACGACAACCACUGCUCUGUCAAAAUGAAAUUUAUUUGCAGAGUGCAGUUCUGAAACUCAAAAUGUCUGUGAUAAAGCGUGACAAGGAAGAUUAAAUAUCUUUUAGUUUAGUACUUUGAAGAGUGGUUAGUUGUAUUACACUGUGUAAGACCAUUUAAAACCUCAAAUACAAGUAAUUGUCUGCUUUUAUUUUUUUAUGAUUAUUUUACUUCCUUUUAUGUAAAGCACUUUGAAUUACCAUUGUGUAUGAAAUGUGCUAUAUAAAUAAACUUGCCUUGCCUUA
This is a messenger RNA of Onychostoma macrolepis, 1955 nucleotides long. RefSeq names its product C-type lectin domain family 4 member F-like. The transcript is spliced from 17 exons. The coding region runs from base 50 to 1726 and encodes 558 amino acids. The record is from RefSeq and is a predicted model, not a curated record. Lineage: Eukaryota; Metazoa; Chordata; Actinopteri; Cypriniformes; Cyprinidae.